Messenger RNA from Cephus cinctus (wheat stem sawfly), 907 nucleotides. RefSeq names its product protein lin-7 homolog C (gene veli). Gene Ontology annotation, molecular function: protein binding. Gene Ontology annotation, biological process: maintenance of epithelial cell apical/basal polarity; protein localization to basolateral plasma membrane; neurotransmitter secretion. The coding region runs from base 177 to 773 and encodes 198 amino acids. Gene Ontology annotation, cellular component: cell-cell junction; basolateral plasma membrane; synapse. NCBI's taxonomy places the organism in Eukaryota, Metazoa, Arthropoda, Insecta, Hymenoptera, Cephidae. The record is from RefSeq and is a predicted model, not a curated record. The transcript has 5 exons.
GAAACCAGAGUAAAAUUGAGACCAUCAAAAACAGGCCCAUUGGCUAUCUCCCUACUCAUCUCUGCUUUAUGCACUUCGUUCUAUGUAAUUCAUUGUCAGUGUUCUUGGUAAUUCAAUAAUAACCAAUGGUAUAUUUUACUAUCAAUUGAGUAAGUUUAUAUUGCUUCUUAAACGCAAUGGCUACGAUGGGUGAACCUCUUACCUUAGCAAGGGAUGUCAAGAGGUCCAUUGAACUACUUGACAAAUUGCAAAAGAGCGGUGAAGUGCCUGCUACUAAAUUGGCUGCUCUGCAGAAAGUACUGCAGAGUGAUUUUCUCAAUGCAGUCAGAGAAGUUUAUGAACAUGUUUAUGAGACUGUUGAUAUCCAGGGCUCACAGGAUGUUAGAGCAUCAGCAACAGCCAAAGCCACAGUGGCAGCCUUUGCAGCAAGCGAAGGACAUGCUCAUCCAAGGGUGGUAGAGUUGCCAAAAACUGAAGAGGGACUUGGAUUCAAUGUUAUGGGUGGCAAAGAACAAAAUUCUCCUAUUUACAUCUCAAGAAUUAUACCUGGUGGAGUUGCAGAUAGGCAUGGUGGUCUGAAAAGAGGCGAUCAGUUACUUUCUGUGAAUGGGGUGUGCGUGGAGGGCGAGAAUCAUGAGAAAGCAGUAGAGCUACUGAAACAAGCUCAAAGUUCUGUGAAAUUAGUAGUACGCUAUACUCCUCGUGUACUUGAAGAAAUGGAAUUGCGAUUUGACAAACAAAGGGCUGCACGUAGGCGUCAACAUAUGCAGUAAAUUCAUCUUGACUUGUUUAUUGAAAUAUAUUUAAAACCAUUUUAUUGUUUAAAGUAUUCAUCUAUCAAAUUAUUAGACAGUUCUUUACCAAUUCAAUUAAGCGUUUGUAGUUCGUAAGUCUUUGGACAUUCUAU